Messenger RNA from Neoarius graeffei (lesser salmon catfish), 3046 nucleotides. RefSeq lists its product as uncharacterized. The transcript has 3 exons. The record is from RefSeq and is a predicted model, not a curated record. The coding region runs from base 1475 to 2557 and encodes 360 amino acids. NCBI's taxonomy places the organism in Eukaryota, Metazoa, Chordata, Actinopteri, Siluriformes, Ariidae.
AUAUGGCGAUGGAAGAGACACCCUCCUGGACCUCACCACAUGCUCACCAGUGGGUCCACAAGGCUGUAAACUAAAGUCUGAAGUCCUUCAUCUUCCAAUGGUGGAAGUGGCUGGAGCUGAUGGCGUGCUUCUAGUCCACAGAUCCUGGACAACAGCUGACAUGAAGGAAAGCAUGGCUUCUCUUCCCAACAUGAGAGAGGUAGGAAGAAAGAGAUUUGGUAAUGAGCUGUUGAUGUUUUGCAGAGAAUUCCAACCAACCACCCAUGAACUUCACUGCCUACUCAUGACCAAGAUGGGUAUAGAUUGGAACAAAGUUUCCAAAGAGUGGCCGGAAGCUGAGCAGCGAAUGACUACACCAGACUGGAGCACAGCUGGCAAUGACUAUUCAGCCUGGACGAAGAGGAAGAGGUCGAGAUAGGAGCCGAGGCAGGAUGACCUAGGGUGACUCGUCCUGGAUAAAAGGCGCAACCUGCUACAACUACAAUCAGAAGGGACACAUUGCUCGAGAUUGUCUCCACAGUAGCAGCCAGAGGCCCCGUGAGGAGUACAGCAAAGCAGAAUGAUGGGCGGACUCCAGGAAUGGGCCCCGCACAGAGAACAGGGGAGGUAACACACACACACACCUGAUGAUACACAUACACAUAGACAGGAGCAUUCACAUAACAUUAAACACAUUAGUAGCAGCACCUGCAUGCAACAGCAAGACUACACAGAAACACUCGAUAUACCAGUCCAGAUAGAUACACCUGAAGUUGCAUUAAGUUUGUUAAAAUACACAACUACUCCCUUCUCCAAACUCCCUUGUAUGCCCCUCACUGUGUGUGGGCAUGUGUUAACCUUUUUAGUAGAUUCUGGAGCAGGACACUCAGUGAUACAACAUGGGGUACUUCCAGUAGACCCACUGCUCAGCUCAAAUUCUAUUCAGACGAUGGGCAUCUCAGGACAACUUGUAACCGAAACUUUCUCAGUCAACCUCCCAUGUAAAAGCGAGGGAGGAAUAGUUCCUCCCUCCCUCCCUCAUUCCUCAUCUCACAUACAUGUCCAGUAAAUUUGUUAGCACGCGAUUUAAUGUGCAGAUUAGGAGUAAAUCUCACGUCCACUCCAGAUGGACUAACUAUUGAAGUAAGUGAAAUGUGCGGUGUGCAGUAUGGGUUUGGAAGCCCUCUGUAUGUGUAUGUCUGGCGGCUCUGCUCAGAUCAACUCACACAAACUCCAAAACACCUUGUACAGCUCGCACACUUGAACACCUCAUCAGUUGACACAGAUUAUAUGAAUGAGGAAGAUUUGCAUUGCACAGCACAUGUUCACCAAGGGCAAGAUGUAGAGUUUGAAAAGACUUGGUUUGCAGACCCCCACGCACGUGAAAGAUUGACUCUCAAAACUACAUAUUGGUCUAAACAUUAUUGUGCUGUGCAGGUCCAUUUUACUCAUUGUCCGAAUAACUGCAUCAAUCAAACAUGUUCUCAAACAUGUUAUGCUUGGCCUCGUGUCAGAGGACUCUGAGGUCGGCUGCUGCCAGCAUGAUUUCUUUGACAUCGUUAAUUCUAUACCCCAUGUCUCAUUAGCAAAGCCACGAGCCACCCAUUGGAAAGAUGUGGGGAAAUGGGUCAAGAAGUGUGCAGCCAAUGGCAAUGAAUGGUCCCAAACAGAGGACUUUAGUGUGUUGUUUUGCCAAAGGCUUGGGGUCUACAAACAAAGUCAUGCUAUGUGUGUGCAUGUUAAGCGCAGCGUAAUAUUAGCCACUGAUGACCGGGAUCCUGGGGACCCUGGCCAUAGUGGCCUGUUUGUCUCUGUUUCCACAGGCAUAACUCCAGCAGAGGUGCACCCCAAAUUGGCGGGAGUUCCAAAUUCUGUUUGGGCGAAGGGUAAACAUGAUGUAGGCCUAAUAAAGAAUGCUGAACCAGUGGUGAUCACCCCCAAAUCAGAUUUCAGGCCUAGACAGACCCAGUACCCACUCAAACCAGAAGCAAUCACAGUUAAGAAGGCAAGAAAACCGUCCCAGCCCGAUGAGUGGAGGUUAGUCCAAGAUCUGCAAGCAGUCAAUGCUGCGGUUGUUCCGUGCGCGCCUGACGUCCCUAACCCAUACACCAUUUUGGGCCAGGUGCCCGCUGACAGUAAGUGGUUUUCAGUGGUGGACCUAGCAAAUGCGUUCUUUUCUAUUCCUCUACAUAAAAAUAACCAGUACUGGUUUGCCUUUAUGUAUGAUGGUCAUCCAUACACUUUCACUCAUUUGUGCCAGGGUUACUGCAAGUCCCCAACCAUAUACAACCAAUGCCUCAGAGACAGCCUUGCUUCGUUAACUUUGUCACCAAGAUCAGAUUUGCUGCAGUAUGUUGACGAUUUAAUGAUUUGUGCCCUAACUAAAGCUCAAUGUGAAGAUGACACAGUAAUGCUACUGCGACACCUCACUAAGGAGGGUCAUAAGGCUAGCCUCACAAAGUUACAGUUUGCAAAACAGAAGGUGCAUUUCUUAGGGCAUGACAUCACGGGGAGGGGAAAACGCUGUCUACGGACAGGGUCUCAGCUAUUCAGAAAAUUCCCAAGCCGAUCACUGUGAAACAAGUUUUGUCAUUUUUGGGUAUGUGUUCCUAUUGCAGAGCAUUCAUUCCGAAUUAUUCCAUCCUGGAAAGCCCAGUGAGAGAGCUCGUGCAUGGUUCGUCCCUCACCGCUUCGUCACCUGUCAUAUGGACACCAGAGGCUGAAGAAGCAUUCCUGGCCCUAAAAGGCGCCCUGCAGACCACACCCACGCUGGGACUGCCUGACCCCAAUAAACCAUUUGUUCAAACUGUAGAUGAAAAGAAGGGUUUAUGACCUCUGUUCUUUUGUAGAAACACGGGGAUAGAUUGAGACCUGUAGCCUACUUCUCCAGCAGGCUGGAUCCAGUGGUGGCUGGACUUCCUGUUUGCCUGCGUGCAGUUGCUGCAGCUGAAAAGGCGGUAACUGCCUCCAGAAAUAUUGUGGGGUAUUCUAACCUCACCCUUUUGGUCCCACAUGCUGUCUCCCUGCUUCUGUUGGAGAAAAAGAUGUCACAUUUGUCAGCACAGAG